Molecule: messenger RNA, 435 nt
Organism: Elgaria multicarinata webbii
Lineage: Eukaryota; Metazoa; Chordata; Lepidosauria; Squamata; Anguidae
Product: ribonuclease-like
Exons: 1
Coding region: 1-435 (144 amino acids)
Biological process (GO): defense response to Gram-positive bacterium
Molecular function (GO): nucleic acid binding; RNA nuclease activity
Source: RefSeq, a predicted model, not a curated record
AUGAUAUCUUUCAAGGGAUAUGCCUUGGCUCUCUUCGGAAUCCUGAUUGUGGUGGUGGUGUUCCUACCGGGAGCCUAUGCCCCCGACUAUCAGAAGUUCAUAACGCAACACUACGAUAAUCCCAAGAGCAGCGUUGGGAAAAAUUACUGCAAUACCAUGAUGCAAAGACGUGGCAUGACCAGACCAGAGUGCAAGGAAGUGAACACCUUCAUCCAUGGCUCCAAGAAGAAAAUCAUAGCUGUGUGUGGCAAAGGAGGAGAACCCUACGGCGCUGGACUGCGGCGUAGUAAAAGCAAGUUCUCCGUCACCACCUGCAAACACACUGGUGGUUCCAAACGCCCACCUUGUAAGUACAGAGAGAACAGUUCGCAAAGAUUCAUCAUUGUUCGUUGUGCCGGCGGAAAGCCUGUUCACUACGAUGAAGGUCAUAUUUAA